CUUCGAUAUAAUGAGACCAAACAAGGGCUCUUUCUCCUCCACACGAUUCUCUCUCCCUUAACCCAUGAACCCCUGUUUCUCUCUCUCUCUCUCCCCCUUCCCCACGGCUCCACCAAUCUCUCCCUCUCGUCUCUCUGUUUCUCCCUCUUCUCUUUAAAUAUUUCAAUGCAGACUCAGCUCGUAAGCCAUGGGUUCUUUCGUAAUUAGCUCGACUUUCAGGGCAUUUAACUUCAAAUCUUCACCUUCCUUUUUCAGACCCAGAAGUUCUGUAGUCUCUCUCUCGCUCUCAAAUCCCAAGAACCCCAGUCCAAAACGGAGUAAUAACAGUUCAGUCAUAAACCCUUUUGUAGUUUUUCACACCAUUAGAGGCUUGGCUUCGAGGGGAUUCGGGUUUAGGGAGGAGUUCAAUGGCGAGUACUAUCAAAACGGUGCGUUUGGUGUGGCACUACUGAGCUUGACGACUAAUGCGAAGGUGCGGUUCAGCCCCUUUUUGGCGACGCUGGCGGCGAACUCCACUUUUGUUUCGGGGGUUUUCGCAUGGGUUGUGGCGCAAUCGGUGAAAGUGGUAUUGAAUUUCUUUGUAGAGAGGAAAUGGGAUUUGAGGAUUAUGUUUGCUUCUGGGGGGAUGCCGUCGUCGCACACGGCGCUGUGCACGGCGCUGACUACGUCGGUGGCGCUGUGUCACGGCGUGGCGGACUCGCUUUUUCCGGUUUGUUUGGGAUUUAGCCUCAUUGUGAUGUAUGACGCGACUGGAGUGAGGAGGCAUGCUGGAAUGCAGGCUGAGGUACUCAACAUGAUCGUUGAGGACUUGUUUAAAGGGCAUCCCAUCAGUCAAAGAAAGCUCAAGGAAAUUCUUGGCCACACUCCAUCGCAGGUUCUCGCUGGAGCUGUGCUGGGCAUCGUGAUUGCAUGUAUCUGCUGUCAAGGUUGCUUAGUUGCAACCUAAUCCACCGCUCCUGCAGGUCAUUUUUCCUGAUUGAUCUGUGAUUCAUUGGGAUGGAUUCUGACUUGUAUUUCAUUUUCCUUGGAAUUUUGAAAUAAUGUUGUAAUUUCAUAAAUGCACAAGGGAAGUUGUUUCUAUGAUAUUGUAUAGUUUUUACCUA
Molecule: messenger RNA, 1103 nt
Organism: Vitis vinifera (wine grape)
Lineage: Eukaryota; Viridiplantae; Streptophyta; Magnoliopsida; Vitales; Vitaceae
Exons: 2
Coding region: 188-946 (252 amino acids)
Source: RefSeq, a predicted model, not a curated record